Molecule: messenger RNA, 1218 nt
Organism: Neohortaea acidophila
Lineage: Eukaryota; Fungi; Ascomycota; Dothideomycetes; Mycosphaerellales; Teratosphaeriaceae
Exons: 1
Coding region: 113-1135 (340 amino acids)
Molecular function (GO): hydrolase activity, acting on ester bonds
Source: RefSeq, a predicted model, not a curated record
UUCACGGCUAAGUCUUUGCACACGCUUUUCUUAUCAACACCCAUUCACACCACGCUUUCUUCAAGAACACUUAUCGAACAAGCCAUCAGGCUGACCAACACUAUCAACCAACAUGCGUGCUCAAACGUGGCACAGCCUUGCGCUGCUUCUAGGCCUCACCACUGCCCUGGACUUCGACACUCUGCUCGUCUUCGGCGAUCAGUUAAGCGACAACGGCAACGGCUCGACCGCCCACGGCCUGAAUCCCGGCAACAUCUACGGUCACCACACCUGGACCGAUGGGCCUGUGGCGGUGCAAUAUCUGAGCGAUCUUCUCGAUGUGCCGCUGUCGGAUUACUCUUGGGGAGGUAGUUAUGGAGGCGGCCUGGCCGGCCCCACCGUCGACAACAGCUACACCCCCGCCAAAAACCUGUACCAAGGCAAGCCAGUCCCGUCGACCAAAGAGCAGAUCACCAGCUUUCUCAAAGGCAAGCCGCCAUCCGACGGCGAGCCGGUGCCGGACGUCAAACGCUCCCUCGCUCUCGUGUGGGUGGGGCAGAACGACGUCAAAAAGCACACCAACUGGGGCGUCCGGCCGCCCACCCAGAUCACGGUGAACAACGCGCACAACGUCGACUUCUACAACACGUGGAGCGGCCUGCUCGUCACGCAAGCCGAGCAGCUCGCCAAAGCCGGCGCCGUCGCCGUCGUCGUGCCCAACAUCUACCCCCUGCACCUCGCGCCCGCCAGCCUGCUUUACUGGUGCAAGGGCAACAACGUGUGCACCAAGAACUGGGGCAAGGUGAUCCAAGCGGCCAACGCGAAGCUGGAAUCCUCGCUCGCGGCGUCAAAGUACAAGGCGCAACUCGUCUACUACGACGUCUUCGGCCGCAUGGUCAACAUCAUGAACAACAAGGACUCCUUCGGCUUCACCGAGCCGCUCAACUACUGCUGCGACGCCGGCAACGGCAACACGCUGCCCUGGACGAAGUUCAAGCAGUGCCAGUCGGAUACGAACAAGGGGCAGGGCAACUGGACGAAUGCGCGCCCGUUUUUCUGGUUCACGGCGGGGAACAUGGAGACGAAUGUGCAUCGCUUUAUUGCGGAGGAUAUGAAGGAGGUGAUUGAUGGGCAUGCUGCUGGCGCUGCUGCUUGAUUGGGUAUCUUUUAUCAAUGAGUCCACGACGGUUUGGUUUAUGUCGUUUAAUACCCAUCAAUAAAACCUGUGUUCUUUCAAGA